GCUACCCCGGCGGCGUCGACCUGCUCGCGGAGCAGGGCAAGCGCGUGAAGGAGCAGGGCGCCUCGCUGAUUCUCACGAGCCACGAGGAGACCGAGGUCAGCAUGGGCGACAGCGCAUUCAAAGUCCACGCGAUCACCCCCAACGAGUUCUGCUCGACGCCGGCUGUGGGCGUACACAAGCGCAACUGCAACCGCGCAGACGCGGACAACAAGUUCAUGGGGGCCGCCCUCCUCGCCAACAGCACCAGCCACGGCUUCAGGUGGCUGCUGCUCGGCGACGAUGACACCACUUUCCACCUCGACACCGUCGAGAAGGCCCUGGAGGGCUACAACCCGAAGGACCCCCACUUCCUGGGCAUGCUGAUCGGCAGGCGCGGCGACGCCGACAAGCGGCCCAAGGGCUACGAGAAAGCGCUGCGGAGCUGCCCCCGCCUGCAGCCCGCCGGCGGGCUCCGCUUCUGGUCUGCCAACACCACCUCCGACGUCACGGAGGUCAACAAGGACUGCGACCCGAAGCCAUUCCGCGACGACAGCUGGUUCCAGUGGGCCAAGGGCGGCAACGGCAUCAUCCUCAGCGCAGGCCUCCUGGACAGCAUCUCGUCCUCGGACUGGCAGCAGUGCGUGGACCGCAUCGUCACCUUCGGCGGCGACGUGCGCAUUGCGCUGUGCCUUGCCCUGCUCGGCCACCGCGUGGAGAAGCUGGAGGAGGGCGCGUCCGGCGCCCUCAGCGAGCACAAGCUGGACCUGGGCGUGCCCAGUCAGCACAAGUCCAAGGCGCAGGCGCAGCGCGGGGACAUGGUGCAGCACCUCAAAAAUGACAAGCUCUUCAGCCUGGCGAGCGCCCACAAGAAGGCUGCCCAGUCCGUCUCUGAGGACUGCGGCAGCUGGAAGGGCGAGGGGCUCUCCUGCGAGAUCGAGUACCCGGAGCACAACUUGGUGCGCGCGUGGAUCCCCCAGGACGCCACCGUGAUGGAGUUCGGGGCCAGGCGCCCCCGUUGA
Molecule: messenger RNA, 998 nt
Organism: Prorocentrum cordatum
Lineage: Eukaryota; Dinophyceae; Prorocentrales; Prorocentraceae
Source: the annotation of a GenBank genome assembly